Messenger RNA from Orbicella faveolata, 5254 nucleotides. RefSeq names its product TBC1 domain family member 22B-like. NCBI's taxonomy places the organism in Eukaryota, Metazoa, Cnidaria, Anthozoa, Scleractinia, Merulinidae. Gene Ontology annotation, biological process: activation of GTPase activity. Gene Ontology annotation, molecular function: GTPase activator activity. The record is from RefSeq and is a predicted model, not a curated record.
AAUUCCUUCGUUUUAUUCUAUGUACUAGUAAUAUUCUCCGUCUAAGAUACGGGAAAGAAAUGAAGAUAGGCAAGCGUAGAUUUUGCGAAUUUUCGCCAAACAAUCCCAACUGAUGGUGCCUUGGAAUGUUUUAGCAAACGUGUUAAGUGUGCUGUUGACUUCUCGCAGAGUUACUGUUGUACUAAUAUCGAGGCGAUGCGUUUUAAUUAUUCAAAACAAAAAAAAUCACUAGUAGAAUAGCGCCGAUAUGAGGAGGAAAGAAAAGCCAUAUUUACAUCAUAUAUACAUGGAAAACUCCACGCGUUAUAAAAUAGUUAUUAGUUUUAACAAUUACAGCAUGCCGAAUCGUUAAUUUAUUACGUCUGGACUUGAAAUCAGACCGCACUGCGCUCGAUGAAUCGGAAGGGAAACGAGAUAGGGAAAAUAUAGUUUUUUUUUUACUACAACAAGCUUCAGAUUUGACAUGAUGCAAAUUUGGGGUCGAGUUUCUCCUCUAAAGAUCACGGCCUUUCAUAUCAUGUAUCCGGAUGAGAUUUUUCACUUAUCGUUUCAUUUAUCAUUAAUUAUUUCAUUCCCUGCACAAAUUCAAAUACAGCGACUUAUGCAGCUUUUUUGAAGUUUUUGUUUCCUUUGAAAAUCGCAUUACGUCCAUAAAAAUACUACUAGAACAAGAGCUUCUUGAUUGCGCGCGCGUGAUCACCACGCACAUCUGGACAAUGUCGCGCGUUGAUCAUAAUAGAGGUCUUUGAACAUGUAUAGUGAUAAUAAUGUACGGCAAAAACAGAAAAGGGCCCACAAUUUAAAUUUACCUGUUAGCUCUUUCUUGUUUAGCAGGUGCAAAGGAGAAUAUCGGCGCUCGAAAAUAAAGAAAUUCUCCACCGCGCGCUCUUAAAACUCGCGCGCGCAGACAAAGUCUCAUUUGACGUCGCUUUGAAACUACUAAAUAGGUGAAAUCUCAGCAUCCCAUAGGAAUUAAGCCCUUGGUAGAAAUUUCUGUGAUAUCUAUUUCAAUGUUUUGUCAUUACUCUUUACAGGAAGUAACAAUGGAUAAUUUCAUGAAAAUAAGUCCCAACAUCAAUAUUCACUGCUGUAGACAUUCAAAAAUACUGAAGCCCUCCCGAAAAUAACUCCUCAACAUCCCAAAUAUACAUUCCUUAGACGCAAAAAGGCUUCAGAUAGUAUACCCAUAUAGAAUGGGCCAAUAUUGAGACUACCUCAUAAGAUUGACAAAACUUCUUUUGAUCAUACUCUCCCUACUUUACUAACAUACAUUCAAAGACUUUUGAUAAGUUGACGACCGCACAGCUCGUUCAAUUUUGUGUUUUAUGUUAUCAUGUUUAAACACACAUUAUGUUUCUUUUUGUCAUGAUUUAAUUAGAAAAAAAGGGAAAAGCUUGGAGUUGUGCUGAAAAUGUUGAUGAUGUAUGAAUCAAAGAGAACCUAAAAUAAAGAAAAAGGAAAACGAAAGAAAGAGAAAAGAAGAAAGAACACGAAGAAAAAAAAAUAAAGAAAAACAAAUUUAAAAUUGUGACCGGAAGUGAUGCUAAUUCAUUCAUGUGACGUUUUCCGGUUUCUUUUGCCCGCGAAGCAAAAUGCCCGUCGCCAGCGGAUGUGCCCAUGGCCACAUCAAAUGGAGGUUGUUCUUAUCUCGACUUCUCUUCGACCAUAUUGUUUUUAUCCUGAUUGAAGACGAAAUACAAGGAAAUUGGCCCUUUUUCGUUGACCUUGGUCACUUUUAAAGAAAAGCCAUUCUUCCUCAACUGAUUAGUGAUGGGUGGAUAAUCCAGAUUUAUCGUAAAGAUGAGUGAAGCUGCGAAGGAGCGUGUGAUCGCGCUCGGAACCCAGUUUAACUCGAUGGAACACUCCAGCGCGGACGACCCAACUCUGGUGACUUUCGAAUCGGGAAGUCCGAGAAAAUCCUUUUGGAAAAGAAACACAAGUAAAUUACCCGGAAGUAUAAAACCCGCUCAUGGUGCUCAAGAAUUAUUGUCGACGACUUCAACAAGUGUUCCCUCGACCGCUAGUCACCCUGCAAGUGUCCAUGGAAAGGUCAAACCGAAGCCACUGAGUUUUCAAGAAUUUAAUAGUAAAACAAGUGAUGCGUGGGGUGAGGAUGAUGAUGAUGUAAUUCGGGUGGACCCAGAAGAAAAGAAAAAUUUCCAAACAGAAUCUCGUGUCCGUACAGUUAGUGGGGGUGAGGUGAGAUCUAGCAUUCCACCAAGUGUGACGUCAACAGAACCAAAGAAGCUUCCAGAACAGUUGGUCAAGAAAGAAGAACACAAAACGUCAAGACCGUCUCCACUGAGUUUACUGACACGGCACAAACAUCAGGCUUCUUCCUCAAAGUCUUCUGCCCACUCCCCACCCCCUCCCCCUGUCAAUUUACAAUCUCCUAAGCCCCCAUCGCCAAUCAGAGCAGUCAAACUGGAAUUUCAGGAUCAAGAAAUAUACAAGCUUGAAAAGUUUGGCAAGCUGCUAGCCGGCCCUAACACUGACCUAGAUGCAAUAAGAAAACUCAGUUGGUCAGGCAUUCCAGUCACAGUACGUCCAACAACAUGGCAGCUGCUGUGUGGGUACUUGCCAGCAAAUAUAGAUAGAAGACAAGCAACACUGGAUCGAAAACGAGAGGAGUACCGCAAUUUUGUCAAGCAGUAUUACCCUACGAGAUAUGAGGACACCUAUCACGACACUUUUAGACAGAUUCACAUAGAUAUCCCAAGAACAAACCCUCUCAUUCCUCUUUUUCAACAGCCUUUAGUACAGGAGAUCUUUGAGAGAAUCCUGUAUAUCUGGGCAAUCCGUCACCCAGCCAGUGGCUAUGUCCAAGGAAUCAAUGAUCUUGUUACACCUUUCUUCGUGGUAUUUUUAUCUGCGUAUGUAGAUGGUGAUUUGGAGAACCAUGAUGUCUCUCAAUUAUCACAGGAAACUUUAGAUACAAUAGAAGCUGAUAGCUUCUGGUGCAUGAGCAAACUAUUGGAUGGUAUACAGGAUAAUUACACAUUUGCACAGCCGGGAAUUCAAAUGAAAGUCAAUGCACUCAGAGAACUUAUUCAGAGAAUCGAUGAACCUCUAAAUAAUCACUUGGCGAAAAAUCACGUUGAAUAUCUUCAAUUUGCUUUCCGAUGGAUGAACAAUCUUCUAAUGCGUGAGAUGCCUCUGAGAUGUACGAUACGGCUCUGGGAUACUUACCUGGCUGUAGAAAAUGGAUUUGCCUCUUUUCACUUGUACGUUUGUGCUGCGUUCUUGAAGCAGUUUUCAAAGGAUAUUGUUGAGGAGACAGAUUUUCAGGGGCUGAUGCUGUUACUACAAAAUCUCCCAACCAACAACUGGGACGACCAGCAGAUAAGUCUCCUGUUAGCCGAGGCAUACAGGCUAGAGUACAUGUUCGCAGACGCUCCGAAACAUCUACAACACUGACCCUCGUUGAAUGAAUCACUAUUUUUUUUUCACGGUGUAAAUACAGGGUACAUAUUCAGUUUAGCGCGUAGAAAAAUGUACUUUUGAAGUCGCCUGGAUGCCUCUUACAAGAGAGUAUUUUGUAAAGGAACUCGGUAAUAUGCUGUGAUGAGGACAUACAGAAGAUUUAGAGAAGGCAUCGACAACUCCCUUGACGAGUUUUGAGGGCAUGGGCUUCGCGUACAAUCCUCUCCCGUGCCCGUGCGUUGUUUGUCCAACGGUACACGGACCACGAGGUCACGUGCUAUUUGUACUGACGCCAUGUCCUGCGUGCAAAUGCGCGGUUUCUGUGACACAUCCUUUCAGUGACGGAGGGGAAAGCAGUCGCUGGUUUUGGCAAGUUCUUCCAAGCUGUCGUCGUGUUUUCGAUUCGUGUUGUUUAGUCAACAACUGGCUAGAGAACACACGAGUACUGCAAAACAGUGACGUCAACAUGACGCAAUUAAUGUGUGUCAGGUUGCUUAGCAACGUAGGAGACGAAAAACGCGCGCUAUGUCGAUUCUUGAUGACGGGAUAUCGGCAUCAACUUGUACAUGCAUGAUCUCCUUACUGCUUCAAACGUGACUACAGGUUUAGCGUCAGAUGAAUGGCAAUCGACAACAAAACAAUUAUUAGCCUCUUUGAAGGCCCGUGUAUACUAAAGAGGAGUUUUGGAUCCGCUCGAAUGAGAUUGGUACUUGCGACUACUUUCAUCCCUGCUGGGACCAGGUAGAUACUAGGCCGAGCUGGGAUGAAAGUUGACACGGUCAGUUAGAGUGCCGAUUUUAUCCGAGUCGUACCAAAACUCCCGUGUCAUGAAAAUGGGCCUUUUAGGCGCUCGGAUUGUGUUGAAACAGGCGUGAUCUAACGCCCUAACGGAGCGAAAAGGGAAACAGAGUUAAUAUUUCCGUUCGUUUGUUAACUUUUCCCGUCGGCACUCUUUAUUGCGCGUGUUUUUGCACAUUUUGAAGGCCUGAAAAAGUUCCAAAUGAAACCGUGAGGAACUGUAAACGUUCCCGUUGUUUUUCCUGUGGAGAAUAAUUAAGUGAGCGCGAGAAUAUGGCAUAAGUCAAAUGAUGUCAGUUCUCAAAACCAGAACUACAUAUUGUAGAAAAAAGAUUUAGAUGUUCGCGAAUUCUCGGUGUCGAUUUUGAUUGGUUAGAAGUCAGCUCCUUAUAGGGAAAUGUAUCCGCUUUGAGAUCACAUUACAAUAGUACGGCUGUCUAAACCAGCUUGGGCCCCGAUCAAAUUAUAUAUGUGUUAAAUCUACAAUGAGGCCAUUAUAUUUUUAUAAAUAUAAGCUCGUUAUUACUACAUCUGUGGUUGAAGGGGCUAGGUCAUGCAAUUUUAGGCAAUUUUAGAGCUGAUAACAAGUCAAUAACGGCUUUUCACGUCUAAAAGAGCCAUGGAUGGGCAAAAUGUGGAGAAUACCGGCAAACUUGAAAAUCAUCGGGCCGACGAUCUUCAGGUUUGUCACAAUUUGUAUGAAAAUGCCAUGUGUAAUUCGGAUAUCACUCUUGCGUCUUUUGUGGUCGUUGUCGUUUUGCUUUUUUGAAUUUUAGAGAUCAUAACUGAAAGAAUUGCCCAAAAUACCUUGACUGCGCCCCAUUAACAGCUAAACGUGUCUUCCGCGAGCCUUUGUUACCGUAAACCGUAGCCAAGCCUUUCCUCGGGCUAGAAAUAGGUUGAAUAUUUUUAUUUAAGUAGCAGCAAAUUAGAAAAAAAAAAUGUUUUAGUUGUUAGAUCAAACUGUCACAAAUGUGAAAUGUUCAACAGGCAAAUAUGUUGGAAAUAAAAAUUAAAACCUUAAGAAACUGCG